AUGACGCAACCGUCGAAAAUUUUGAUAUUUAUUCUCUAUGAUAUUCUUAUCAUUUUAACACCUAUUCUCGCUGAUAUGUCAUCAGAAAAUUUUAUUAAUGAUACAGAUAAUACAAAAUUAAAUUUUGAUACCACUAACGACGAUUCAUCUUAUAAACUUGAUAGUCCAGAAAAUGUUGGUGAUUUGAAACUUGUGCUUAUAACUACUUAUAUAAUGGCUUUUUUUAAUACUGUUGGUUGUUCGUUACCUUUUUACACUGCUCUUGCUGAUGUGGGAAUUGAUAUCGCUGGAAUUUUAAAUAUAACCCAUACAGCCGUUUAUGCCAGAGUUUGGGAUCAACCAACGUGUACAAUAUUGAGUGUGGUGUAUUUUUUUUUCAUCACCAUUAACUUGGCUCUAUACGGUACUGUAAGCAUGUCAACUUAUCUUCGUGUUUGUCGGCAAUUUUAUUUUGAUCUUGGAAAAUUUGAUUAUAAAUUAUGGUCUGUUAUUCUGGCUAUCGCUACGGUUUUUCAAUUAAUUUCUGGUCCAUAUUACGGUGCUAGAAAGUAUUG
Messenger RNA from Dentiscutata erythropus, 554 nucleotides. The record is from the annotation of a GenBank genome assembly. NCBI's taxonomy places the organism in Eukaryota, Fungi, Glomeromycota, Glomeromycetes, Diversisporales, Gigasporaceae.